Molecule: messenger RNA, 1172 nt
Organism: Lolium rigidum
Lineage: Eukaryota; Viridiplantae; Streptophyta; Magnoliopsida; Poales; Poaceae
Exons: 4
Coding region: 1-1077 (358 amino acids)
Source: RefSeq, a predicted model, not a curated record
AUGGCGCACCCCGAGAGCUCACCACCGGUCCGUAACCGCUCGCUCCGCCUCACCUCGCCGCUCCUCCCCAGUUCUCCGGCGAAGGAGGUCAAAGGCCACCCGAUUGCGGCGGCGGAGUCGUCGCCUCGCGCCCAGUCGGGGGAAACGGACGAGAGGCCUGCCGCGAAGGAGGCCGCGGCGAAUGGGGACCCUCCCUCGAAGGAGGCGGGGGACGGGACGGCGGUGGCGAGGCCCCCUCUCUCGAAGGAGGCGGUUGCGGGCGGGGAGCUUGGAGCGGAGGGGGAGGGCCUCAGGAAGCCAGAGGCCGAAGGGGAGGGCGUCAAGAAGCCCACCGCGGCUGAGCUCAAGAAGGCGGAAACCGGGGGAGAGCACAAGAAGCCGACCGGCGACGAGCCCAAGAUUCCGAGAGCGGACGAGCCUGGGACAAGCGGCAACGAGCCCGAGAAUCCCAGAGCGGGCGAGGCUGGGACAAGCGGCGCUGAGUCGUCCAUGCCAGUCAGGGCAUGGGUGACUGGAUUGGGGGCGGCCGGCGAGAGGUUGUACGGAUUAAGCACGUCCAUUUCUGGGUACCAGGCCAGCGUUGCACAUCUUAGCGAAUUCCUGCAGCGCGUCGCUACUUAUGCGCCGGACAGCGCCACAGCAGGACCUGGCCCAGCUGUGCUGACUAGCAUCGCCAGGGUUUGCGGCAACAUCGGGGGUUUACUAGGAGAUACUGCAGCUGCAAUCCAAGGAGCUAACUCUAUAGGGCUGCUUUUGGGGGGUGCACUUCAACAGGUGGCACGGCUCUACGGGCUAGAGGUGGUGGAGGAGCCAAAGCCGGAGGGGAAGCCUGAGGCAGCCUCUUCACCAACGAAGACAAAAAUCAUCGUUAGCACGGUUGAGCAGGCAGUAAAGGUUAUCAAGUGGAUUGGCAACGACUCUGAGGCUGAGGUGGAUGUCGACCUGGAUGUUACGCCAUUCAUGGCUGUCAAGAUUUACGAAGAGUUCAGGUCACACGGCCCUCAGGUUCUGUCCUUGAUCAGUGGAGGAGCCACACUGAAGGCUAAGCGGGCUGCCUUCUACGAGAAGAACGACUAGUCGGGUCCAGGACCCUUUACUGGUUGAUUGUUCUGCUGGUGGGAGUUCAGUUCUGUAGGCAGAUGUAGCUCUGAUGAGUCAUUGUCAUGAAUAGA